GAAUGCCAAAUUUAUAAAUGUGCCCUGGGUUUGGCCUUUCCCUUCAGUUUGUUGCGGAAGUGAGAUGCGGCUCAAUCAUGUUCACGUAUUCAGUGGUUCUACUGCUCGCCGCCCUGACAUUUUUUGACAAACAGCGAAAAAUUACAUGCGCGGAGUCUUACAGCAAGGAAGGUGGGACUAUUGUCUAUUAUUCUCCAGCUGGCCCUAAAGCUAAAGGUAAAGAAAACGCUAACGGACAAAGACCUGACACUCCAGCAGCGCCAACAAAUGUACGUGCAUUGCCAACUUGCGACAGUCACGUAGACGUCACGUGGUCGUACUCUGAUGAAUCUGCGACGUCGUUCUGGCUUCAAAUGUGUAUGGCAGGCAUCACAACCUGCCAGACAGCAAAUGUGGGCAAAGGCACCAGAACGUUUACUUUCCACGUGGGGUCGACAGAGAACACGUAUGAACUUUCAAUAUGGGCAUCACGUGGAGUGUCCACUCAAGCUGUCAACAGCACCCGUGUGACCGUCAAGGUCACAACGUUCCCUUAUGUUCCCUUGAUGGACUCGGUCAGUGUGAGUGCGGUGACUGCAAGCACGCUCAGAAUCUCAUGGACGGCGGAAUGGAAGUACCAACUGCGUAUCUCCGUCUGCUCAUUGGAAGGUCUGAAAAAACGUUGCAAUGAGCACUUCGUCGACGGCUUGGCGCAUGUUUACACAAUCCGUGGACUGAACUCCAGCACGCUGUACGAAGUUGACACGACCGCCCAGGUGACUCGCUAUGGGCUGACUUGUACCGGUCCUGUGUUUGAACAGGACGUGACAACAUUUUCUUCGGAUAUAGGUCCCGUGCGAAACCUGAACUACAAGGUCAUUAAUGUCACGGUGAUCUCUGCAAGCUGGGAUGAGCCUUCCGAUGCUGAUGAGGUUGACGGCUACACUAUGGCUUGUAAAAGUCAUGCCAGCGGCCAGUCUACGACUGCUGAAUACCUUCACCCCGGCAAUGUGAGCUUUGUCUUGGACGUGAAGGAGCAGCUGGCGAAUUUCAGCUGCACGGUCAACGCGUUUGCAACGAGAGAAAGCGGACGUCAAGAAGGCCUGCCUGCUGUAUUUGACGUAGCAACUGACGGCAUAGCUGCGCCCCGUGACGUCACCCUCGUGAAUGCCACAAAGACCAGCCUCACUUACUCAUGGUUGGCAGAUCCCAGCGCAAGGAAGUGCCGAAUUCAGGUCAAAGCAAUGUCUCCUAAUUUUGCUGCUGCACAUGCCACAGGCUGGCUCUCCGAAGUAGCCGACUCUACAUUCAUCGAACGCACGGUGUUCCGUCUGUCGCCAGGAACGUUAUACGAAAUAUCCAUCCAAAACUGUGCAGACUACUGCGGUUUGCCAACAGUCAUCAGGAGCUUGACAGAUGUCGAUGCGCCUUCUCCUGUCGGGCAGCUUCAAUCCAAUCUGAAAGGCUUUUCGGACGUCGUACUGACUUGGGCACGACCCCAAAAGCCAAAUGGACCGAUUGACGGAUACACUAUCGAACUAUGCAACAAGGACUCGAACAAAACUUACAUCCAAACUGUUGACCGGGAAUCACUGUUUCUUAGUGUUCACCUACACGAUCAUUUCACGCACUACAAGGCGUCCGUCUCUGCCUACAAUAUUGAUCAUGCUCAUAAUGCGACACUGCUUGGAGCUGCAGGCAGCAUAGACUUCGUCACUCUUGGAGAAGGCCCGUUUCCUCCCCUUCCUAAAGUUGAAACCGUCGAAGAACGUCAAGUCGCGCUGUUCUGGAAAACGCCCCAUGACCCAAGAUACAACAUAACUCAGUUUUGCGUCUCCGCUAUGGGAACCACGUGUUCCUUUACUCCAGACAAUCGCUAUGCUCUAUACGAACUGCUGCCAUAUCAGAAAUACACUGUUAAUGUGUCUUCUUGCAACAGCGUGAGGUGCGGGGAGGCACGCUCCGUCGACUUCGUCACUGAUGUUGGAGUUCCGUCUCUUCCCAGAAGCUUAACACUCGAGUCAUUGGGAACAUCUUGGAUUGAAAUGAAAUGGCAAAAUCCUGAAACCCCAAGUGGUCCCAUUAGCGGAUACAUCAUUACAUGGAGCCAUGGAGAGGAACACAUUACGGCCACCACUAAUGAAACCGUGUUCAACGUGACAUGCUUGAAACCAGGGAGCCUCUACAGUAUAUCUGUCUAUGCAUUUAACGAUGGGCGUCAGCGAAGAAAGCGUGGCCCCGCAUCACUUCUAAACGUGUCUACAGAUUCGGAGCGAAUACCACUCGAAGGUACAUCGACCUCCACGAUAGCGACGGUAGUCACAACAUUGUUCGUGGUGACACUUGUCGCAUCGGCUUACAUCACAUUUCAAAAAAGAAGACAAAGAAAGCUGGCACGAUCUGUGGAGGAGUUUGACUGCCACCCUCUGGUGUCCGAAGAAACAUCACAAUCACCGAGAAAGUACAUCUCAAACUGCUUUUCUUCGAGCCUAUGAAUCCUGCCUAGAGAGAGAGAGAGAGAGAGGUAGAAAAGAAGGAGGUCUCAUGGCGUCUAGAUUAGCAGUCCCAAGCAUUUAUCUGUUGAAGGAGCUGCAAAAACAGCAUAACGCAUUGUGUUUAUUAUUGAAAAGACUUUCUCGCCUGGUAUGCGUCUGGAAGAUCACAUAGGAUCCAGUAUUUAUGCAUGUGCCAGCUCUCCUAGGUCACUUAUCUUUAUAAAUAGGGUAAUAAAGAGGACGUGCUAUCUUUUGUCUA
Dermacentor andersoni is the source of this 2733-nucleotide messenger RNA. RefSeq names its product fibronectin-like. NCBI's taxonomy places the organism in Eukaryota, Metazoa, Arthropoda, Arachnida, Ixodida, Ixodidae. The record is from RefSeq and is a predicted model, not a curated record. Gene Ontology annotation, molecular function: protein binding.